Messenger RNA from Zootermopsis nevadensis, 874 nucleotides. Its product is annotated as trypsin-1. Gene Ontology annotation, molecular function: serine-type endopeptidase activity. The record is from RefSeq and is a predicted model, not a curated record. Gene Ontology annotation, biological process: proteolysis. NCBI's taxonomy places the organism in Eukaryota, Metazoa, Arthropoda, Insecta, Blattodea, Termopsidae.
UCACAGAAGCUGCAUCAUGUUUCGCCUUGUGAUCUUCACUUCACUGUUUCUUUACUGUUUUGGUGCUGUUCACUUCGCCACGCGCACCGGUUAUGAUGGACGCAUCGUUGGUGGCAGCCCUGCUAAUAUAACCAACUACCCUUACCAGGUUUCCUUGGAGUACCGCCUCUUGCAUGACUGUGGCGCUUCUGUCAUCAGUGUGAACUGGGCUGUGACCGCUGCUCACUGUACACAUGAUCGACCGCCUAGUUUAAUACGCCUGCGUGCUGGAACUUCAUUAAAAGGAAUUGGAGGGUCCCUGCACCCAGCGUCGGAGAUUGUUGAACAUCCUGAAUACUGGAACGCCGAUUAUGAUAUAGCUGUUAUAAAGGUAUCUGUGCCCUUCGAAUUUAGGGAGAGUGUGCAGCCUAUCCCAAUGAAUUCUGUAAACCUUCCGUUUGGAACUCAAGUCGUUGUCACUGGAUGGGGCAGACUUCAAACUGGAGGUACUUCGCAGUCACAGCUACAGCAGGUUCAGGUCAACGUCAUGGACUACGAAGAGUGUAACAGUGCUUACUGGGAGUACGAGGGUAUCACACCACGCAUGUUGUGUGCCGGUGUGACAGCUGGCGGAAAAGAUUCUUGCCAGGGAGACUCAGGAGGCCCUCUGAUGGCCAACGGCAAACUCUCUGGUAUUGUCUCGUGGGGUGAUGACUGCGGCAGAGCUGGGUUCCCUGGUGUGUACACUAACGUUGCUGUGUUGAAGAACUGGGUGACAUCUGUUACUGGAGUCGAGUGAAGUGAUACUAAAAUCACUGUUAGCGAUUUUCGGGAACUGUAACUCAUAAUGCAUUAUUUUGACAAUUUUGUAUUAAAUUGCAGCUCAAUAAAGAAC